AUGUCAACAUGGCAGGGCCGACCUUCCGUCAAGGGCUCUACGGAGACGAUGCGGAUGGCCCUGUUAACCUUCUCGCUCGUUGGAUUACAAUUUACUUGGGGUAUUGAAAUGACUUAUUGCACACCAUACCUUCUCUCCCUUGGGCUCACAAAGUCGAAAACCUCCCUCGUCUGGAUCGCAGGACCGAUUUCCGGGUUGAUAAUGCAACCCAUCGUGGGGGUGAUAGCAGAUCAGUCGAAAUCGAAAUAUGGCAGACGGAGACCGUUCAUGGUCGUAGGGUCAUUUGUAGUAGGGGCUUGUCUGAUGGUAUUGGGGUGGACGAAGGAGAUCGUGGCACAUUUUGUGAAGGAAGGGGACUUCAGAAAGGAGUGUACAGUCACAUUGGCUGUUUUCUCGAUUUAUGCGAUUGACUUUGCUAUCAAUGCUGUUCAAGGGAGUUGCAGGAGUUUGAUUGCAGACACACUUCCUGCUCCAAAACAGCAAGCAGGGAGUGCUUGGGCCAGCAGAAUGGUUGCUAUUGGCCAUCUCGUAGGCUAUAUAAUUGGAACCGUUGACCUUGUUGGGAUUUUUGGUCCUUCAUACGGAGAUACCCAAUUCAAGAAGCUGAUAUUGCUAGCUGCAUUUGCAUUGGUAUUCACAGUUGCUGUCACAUCAUGGGCUGUCACGGAGAAAGUCUUGGUAUCAGGAAGAGACGACCAUGCCCCGUCCAAAGGUUUGACUCAAAUUGUCAGCCAUAUCUUCAAAGCAGCGACCACCCUACCCCCUCGGAUCCAAGCCAUAUGCAACAUCCAGCUGUGGUCUGGAAUUGGAUGGUUCCCAUUCAUGUUCUACAGCACGACCUUUGUUGGCGAGAUAUACUUCAGAUAUGAUGCUCCGCGGGACUUCAAACAGUCCAAAGACGCCCUUGGAGAGAUUGGCCGGAUAGGCAGCUUCUCACUUGUGCUUUUCUCCCUCGUCACAUUCAUAGGGGCACUUGUCAUUCCACUAUUCGUCAAGUCGCCCGAUGAAGAGUCCUUCACUGCCAGACCUCCAGCAGCUAUUGCAAAUGUCGUCACAAAAGUCAACAAAUACAAGCCAGAUCUUCUCACAGCUUGGAUCUACGGCCACCUCCUCUUCAGCAGCGCCAUGAUCCUCGCCCCAAUGGCACACUCCUUCCGCUUCGCUACUUUUCUCGUCACUUUAUGCGGAGUACCUUGGGUAUUUGCUUCCUGGGCACCUAACACAUUCAUGGGAAUCGAAGUCAACCGCCUGAGCAACAGUCCCUCACGACGCCUCUCGUCAUCCUCACCUAUCGAACUCGCCGCCUUAGAGAAAGGCGGCUCCUCACCCGACGCAGCUUCUUCUGGUGAGCUCUCAGGUCUUUACUUCGGCAUUCUCAACAUAUACGCUGUGAUACCACAAUUCAUCAGUACGUUCAUCAGCAUGAUUGUCUUCAGCAUUCUAGAGCCGGGCAAGAGUCCGGAGUUGGCGCAUGAUGCGGAUCCCAGCGAGCACCACAGCACGGAUGGCCCGAACGCGAUUGCGGUUUGCUUGUUCAUUGGUGCCAUUAGCACCGUCGGUGCGGCGUUUGCUACCAAGAGAUUGAGAGCAUUACAUAGAGGGGGGUAUGAGAAGCUGUAA
Molecule: messenger RNA, 1620 nt
Organism: Cadophora gregata
Lineage: Eukaryota; Fungi; Ascomycota; Leotiomycetes; Helotiales; Ploettnerulaceae
Exons: 4
Coding region: 1-1620 (539 amino acids)
Cellular component (GO): membrane
Molecular function (GO): sucrose:proton symporter activity
Source: RefSeq, a predicted model, not a curated record